AAACUGUUUUUUUGUUGUUUUUUUUUGCAGGAGGCUGAGCUGAAGAAUGUUCUUUUCAGUGCUGGAGAUCGGUUGAAGGUCCAAGGGAGGAUUCAUUCUGAUGCUAAAAGGUUCCAAGUUGAUCUGGGCUCCAGCUCCACAGAACUAGCUCUUCACUUUAACCCUCGUUUUCAUGAUGAUGAUGAAAAGACACCAGUGCUGGUGUGUAAUUCACAGUGUGAUGGUAUCUGGAACCAGGAGCAAAGGGAAACACACAACCCUUUCCAGCCAGGCUCCACUUUUAAGGUUGUAGUGAAGCACGCAGGAAGACUUUUUGAGGUGAUACUACCUGAUGGGCAUAUGAUUGAGUUCCCCAAUCAGCAAGGGCUGGAGGUCAUCACUUAUAUUCGUAUCAAGGGUGACAUUAACCUCACUUCUUUCAAAAUGAAAUGAAGACUGUGCCAAAAUGAAAAUGAAAUGAAAUAA
Molecule: messenger RNA, 465 nt
Organism: Ictalurus furcatus (blue catfish)
Lineage: Eukaryota; Metazoa; Chordata; Actinopteri; Siluriformes; Ictaluridae
Product: galectin-2-like
Exons: 4
Molecular function (GO): carbohydrate binding
Source: RefSeq, a predicted model, not a curated record